Molecule: messenger RNA, 3988 nt
Organism: Conger conger (European conger)
Lineage: Eukaryota; Metazoa; Chordata; Actinopteri; Anguilliformes; Congridae
Gene: gpd1l
Product: glycerol-3-phosphate dehydrogenase 1 like
Exons: 8
Coding region: 152-1207 (351 amino acids)
Biological process (GO): carbohydrate metabolic process; glycerol-3-phosphate catabolic process
Cellular component (GO): cytosol; glycerol-3-phosphate dehydrogenase (FAD) complex
Molecular function (GO): glycerol-3-phosphate dehydrogenase [NAD(P)+] activity; protein homodimerization activity; NAD binding
Source: RefSeq, a predicted model, not a curated record
UGCAGCGGUCUUGUCUGCACACGCUUCGAAUUCGAUAAGUAAUAGCAACGUUACAUGCAGCUGCAAACAGAACCUUCUCUGAAACUAAAUUUUUACUUAAUUUAUUAGGCUAGCCGCGUUAGUCGUACCCAGGAAAGACGCGAUAUCUACAAUGGCCGCGCCUCUAAAAGUGUGUAUUGUUGGCUCAGGAAAUUGGGGUUCGGCAAUUGCCCGGAUCAUCGGUGGGAACUCCCAGACCCUGGAGCGUUUUGCCACCACUGUCAAGAUGUGGGUCUUUGAGGAGACUGUCAAUGGCAGAAAACUUACAGACAUCAUCAACACAGACCAUGAGAAUGUCAAGUAUUUGCCUGGAUACAAACUGCCAGACAAUGUGGUGGCAGUGCCCAACCUCCGUGAUGCCGCUGAGGGUGCAGACCUGCUGGUUUUUGUAGUGCCACACCAGUUCAUCAGGAAACUCUGCGAUGAGAUGGUGGGGUGUGUGUCAGAAAAGGCCCGUGGCAUUACCCUCAUCAAGGGCAUAGACGAGGGCCCCGGCGGACUCAAACUCAUUUCUGACAUUAUUCGGGAGAAGAUGGGGAUCGACGUCAGCGUUUUGAUGGGCGCCAACAUCGCCAAUGAGGUGGCUGCCGAAAAGUUUUGUGAAACCACAAUUGGAAGUAAAAUCCUGGAAAAUGGCCUCCUCUUCAAGGAGCUCCUGCAGACACCCAACUUCCGCAUCACGGUGGUAGAUGAUGCAGACACUGUGGAGCUCUGUGGGGCCCUGAAGAACAUAGUGGCGGUGGGGGCGGGCUUCUGUGAUGGUCUGCGCUGUGGGGACAACACCAAGGCGGCAGUGAUCCGGCUGGGCUUGAUGGAGAUGAUCGCUUUCGCCAAGCUGUUCAGUAAAGACGGCACGGUGUCCUCCGCCACCUUCCUGGAGAGCUGUGGCAUCGCCGACCUCAUCACCACCUGCUACGGCGGACGCAACCGCCGCGUUGCAGAGGCCUUCGCCAAGACCGGCAAGAGCAUCGAGGAGCUAGAGAAGGAGAUGCUGAAUGGGCAAAAGCUUCAGGGUCCAGCCACAUCGGCAGAAGUUUAUCAUAUCCUCAAGCAGAAGGACCUGGUGGAGGAGUUCCCACUGUUCACUGCUGUGUACCGGAUCUGUUUUGAGGGGAAGCCAGUCGAGAAGAUGAUCUCCUGCCUACAGAGCCACCCUGAACACAUGUGAACAUGCUCGGCCACUUAGGCACACAUCCUCAUCCACGGACCCCUUCCCCAUACCACAACUUACAAACUGCCUAUAUCUGACCAUGACACCCCUUACAAUGAUCUUUGAGUAUCUGUACUCUGCUAUUUGCCAGGUCAUCACCAUAUAUAAGUAUUUCUUCUUGAUUGACCUGCCUGGUUAAUAUAUAUUUUUCGUCAUUUGCAAUCACAGCAUAUACAUUAUCUAGCUCACAUAUGUGCCAUCAAAUAGGAGCACAUGCAGAGCACUACAAAGGGGUGUGGCCUGUUUGUGUGCUAUUCAUUCAGCUUACAAGAUGGCUGCCAUGGACACCAUAUAAUUGGGUUCCCUUUCAGUUUUUCCCUUGGCAUUAUUUGAGCAAUAGUUCAGCUAGAAUGUAAACAUUCACAUUUCAGCUAUAAUACAACCCAUUCUUUUGACAUGCCACAAAUAACUACAUUUUCUCUGACAAAAUGCUUCUUAAAAUGCAGUGUAGGUAAAAUUAAAAGUACUGUAAUAAUUGCAGCUAUGUUUGGGAUAAGGUGUAGACAGUAAUUUGAGUGAAGUUUCAAGGUUUUAUAAAAUAGUCUCUGAAUGUUAGUUUGUGUUUUUAAAACUUAAUUUUUAUAUUUUGUUUGUACGAGCCCUUUGAUACACAAAGCAAUUUUUUUAUGACCAUAAAACUAUUUCAUUUUUGCUUUCACCACACAAUAGGCAUCUAAAACUCAAGCCUUUAACGGCUGCAAUAUAGGGGUUUUCUGUGUUGCUGCACUUGGCUGAAAAUUGGCUUAAAUUGGCUCCUGGUUGGAAGGGAACAGGAACCUACAGACACUGGCCCUAAAGAGCCGGAGUUUAAAAUCACUGCCUCAGAACUUCCCUGCAAGUGUACAGUUGUGUCUGGAAUUGGAUGUAAUCUUUCUAAAGUACGGAUGCAUUCUUUGAAUCUCAUUUCAAUCUCAAACAUUCCAGUAUGAACUCAUGAAUUUUCUAUUUACUAAACAUUUUUACCAGAUUUACACCAAGUGCAGCAGCUGACAUUUCAAUUUUAGAAAACUUUGAUUCCAUUAACAGGAAUAAUAUAACGGGAACAGUUUUACACACUUCUAUGCAUUGUGCGAACACACAGAAUUUAUUAGUAGAAAAUUCAGUACACAUACAUUCCAAUUAUUUCCAUUGUCAUGGUUGACAAAGUAUACUCGUUUGGCAGCAACUGUGUCCAUUAUCACAGUUUAGUUAUUGGAAAAACUAUUGCCUUAAUUGUAUUAAUAUUAAGGACUUUAUUUUGUUUUUACAAUUUCAGCAAAGCUGCUUUGUCAUGCUUUUUCUCUGAGCACAUAACAUACAUAAGUUGUGGAACUACCUGAUUUUGCAUUUCGUAUAAGUAUCAAACACGGGAACUGGGUAGUAGCUCUGAACAUGGUUAGCCAAGCCAUUGAAAUGAUACGAUACAUUUGAGUUUUUAUUGUUUUUAAUAUAGACUAGUGACUGUUCAGCACAUGUAUGGUUUUUAUUUGUAAAUUAUGAAGAUUGAAACAAUAGCCAUCACAGUAGUUGUGGGUGAUUUGUGUGAACAUUCCUCUUUUUUUAAAAGACACAGAUUAUGCUUAUUUCAGUCCAUGCGAUGAAAAACUUAAGGUGUAUGAAUGAUUCCGUAUCUACAUUUGUAAAACAGCCACAUAUUUUCUGUUAAAAUGAAACUUAAAAUUAAUUCCAGCAUGCUACGUUCACCAUUGAAAUGUUGUGCAUAUCAGCCCACAACAGCACUAAAGGAAGGUUGUAUGCUAAAAGAAUUGAAUGAUCAGCCACCUCUAAUCUGGACUUCUGUUACUUUAUAUGCAACUGCGUUUUUCAGUUCUUCUACAAUGCUUAACUUGCCAGUGCCUGACAGAAAGUGGAAUUGAGUUAGUUACACCUGUGUAUUUUGGGAGAUUUUGCAUUGAAGAGCAUGGCAAUAGUUAUAAUGAAAAACAGAUGAUGUAUUGUUUUAUUUCUCUCAUGCUUGAUUUGUAUUUUAGUUGGGAUGUUGUUACUAUGCUUGGGUUUAGGUAGUUGGAACAAUUCCUCAUUUUCUGACAUCUGUUUGAAUGUGCUCUAAAGCAGUGGUCCCAGAAUUGGUCCUGGAGUAUAGCACAAUAUGAACAUGGGAAUUUAACGUGCUUUAAGGUAAAUAAUCGGUCUUAAUAUGAAAAGCACACUAUUAAGAAAUAUUAACAGCUUCUCAAAAUUAUUUGAUUGCAAUUGGGGUUGGAAUAAAAACCAGCAUACACAGGGGUACUCCAGGACCGACUUGGGAAUCACUGCUCUAAAGUAACUUCCCACAGCAAUCAUCAAAUCUGGACCUCGAAUCCAAAUCUGGCCCUGGUUUUCUUUUUUUCCCCAGGUAAUCAGCUGAGCAAUUAGUGCUACUGAUUGGUCAGACUGUCUUCACACCUGACUCCUGGUAAAGGGAGGGUGGAACACCAGCAGUUCUUGGAUCUCGAGGACUGUGAUUUGAUGAUCUCUGCCUUAUAAUCAUCACUCCACAACCUGGAGGCAGUUGUCUGCCAUCUCCAAAAUUGCAAAGACCUUCACAGGACACUAGUCCAUUAGUAUAAUGCUGCAUGUCAGUGAAAAAUACAUGUGGAUUGUCACUUAAUGUUGCCUUUUGAAUUUUUAAUGUAGCUUUUAAAGUUUUUCUCUGUUCAGGGUGUGGGACCUGUCUAUUGUUUUCAACAUCAAGGGAAACGUAUUGAACCUGUAGGUUAAUCAGUGAAAGAUGUAAUAAAGUCUCACAUUUCUCCUUCA